AUGGCUAUCGCUCAUUUUCCAGCGCCCAAGAGACGCAACAUCUUUUAUCAGGUAGACUGGAAGCCUGAUAUCAGCGCUCUGGGCCGUCGACAAAUAGAACAAUAUUGCUCGCAGCAAGAACCCUCCAGCGAUGCAGCUUCAUUGGGAGGGCUGGCCUCCCUGCUCGAUAUCAUGGCCCACAAGAAUUCGAGCAUGCAGAUCCUCGAGAUAGGGGCCGGUACGGGAAGCAGCACCAGCUCUAUUCUUUCCAUCCUCAACAAACAAGGCAAGACAGAAGGAAACGCUCCACGAUAUGCCAAAUAUGUGUUCACCGACCACUCACCACGAUUCUUCGAGCACGCCAGGACGCGUUUUGCUAGAGAUGCCGAGCGAGUCUCAUUCCAAAUGCUCAACCUUCACCACAGCCCACUCGACCAGGGAUUCCAAGCCGGAGCAUUCGAUCUCGUCAUCGCGGUUGACUUCUUCCGCGGCGAGGAGAGCUCUCCCAGUGAAGCUCUCAAGAAUGCGCGUGUUCUCCUGAAGCCUGAUGGAUACCUUGUUCUGUUGGAAACCACUAAGCAAGAAGAGCCCUUGCUGAGCGGAAUCUGGAACACUAUCCGCGGGUGGUGGGCACCAAAGGAGAUCAAAGUCCCCGCGCGCUCCGCGAACGAAUGGGAGAGAAGUCUGAAGGAAGCUGGGUUCGCGGGACUAGACGCCGCGAUCUCCCCCUUCGGCGGAUUUGAAGAGGACCGCAACUGCCUUGUUGCACGCCAGCCCGGCGCUGGGAAGCUGCCCCAAAUGCCAGAAACGCUUUCGUUUGUGGUGAAAACUGAAGACCAGAAGAAACUUACGCGGGCGCUCUCGGCUCACCUCAAGUCCAAGGGACUGCCCUCAGGCAAAAUGAUCACACUGGAUUCGCUGAUCAGGCAGGAUACCGAGUUCCAGGCUGAUGCCUGCAUUUCGUUGCUGGAGUAUGGGACUCCGUUUAUCACCAACAUGGAUCACGAAAGCUAUCAAGUCCUGAAGAGAAUCGUUCUUGCUUUCCAAAAGUUAUAUUGGGUGACUUCUGGAGCGAGCGAAAUCCCAUCGGUGCCAGAGAACGCUAUGAGCUAUGGCUUCAGCCGAGCCAUGAUUCUAGAGAAUCCCGGCCACUUCGUGUGCAGCAUCAAUGUCGAAGGCACCGACUAUGAUAACAUCAGCAAGAAUCUGACCACGAUCCUCCAGAACUCGUAUGGCGUGUCUGCUCUGGCCGACUGGGAGUUUGACUAUGAUGUAGCCAAGGGCUUCGUGGAGGUUCCCCGAGUGACAGAAGCCAACCAUGUUAACCGUUACGUCUACUCGCAGACCGGUGGCUUCACCCGGGACACUCCGAACGCUCAAGGCAUCGUCCCCAGGAAUAACACCCAGAACGCCCAGUAUUCCUUUGACUCGAACGCCAGCUACGUAAUCGCUGGUGGCCUCGGGGGUGCAGGAAGAAGUCUUGCUCGAUACCUCGCCACUCGCGGUGCUAAGCACCUCAUCCUACUGUCUCGUUCGGGUGCAGCUACAGACGACGCAAAGAGGCUUGUGGAGGAGCUCACAUUAAGUGGCGUUAAUGUCGCCACCCCCAAAUGUGAUAUCAGCAAGAGAGAGGUGUUGGAAGGAGUCAUUGCCGAAUGCUCGAAAACCAUGCCCCCGAUCAAGGGUGCCGUCCAGGGCACCAUGGUUCUCUCGAGUGGCCCUUUCCAAAAUCUGACUUUCGAUGCCUGCCAGACCGUCCUCCAACCCAAGAUUGCCGGCACCUGGAAUCUUCACCACGUCCUGCCCAAGAACAUGGACUUCUAUAUUAUCCUCGCCACGCUGGGAGGCACCACUGGGACAAUAAAUCAAGCCGUGUACAGCGGCACCGCGACCUUCCAAGACGCGUUCGCGCGCCACCUCUGGGCGCAGGGCCAGAAGUGCAUUUCCAUUGAUAUCGGCAUCCUGAACUCCGUCGGCUACGUGGCCGAGCGCCCCGAGCAAGUCGCGCGGUUCAAGGAAUUCGGGCACGUUUUGCUCGAGGAGACUGAGCUCCAGAGUGUGGUGGACUGGGCGUGUAACCCGGCGCUGAAGCUCGAGACUCCGUGGGAGACGCAGGUGCUGACUGGUAUCGACCGUCCUGGUGCGAUGCGCAAGCGGGGGAAGAAGCCUGCGACCUACAUGGGGAUGCCGCAUUUCCGUCAUCUGCGGGAGGAUGAGAGGGAAAUUGUUUAG
This is a messenger RNA of Penicillium chermesinum, 2211 nucleotides long. RefSeq lists its product as uncharacterized. The transcript is spliced from 2 exons. Bases 1 to 2211 code for a protein of 736 amino acids. NCBI's taxonomy places the organism in Eukaryota, Fungi, Ascomycota, Eurotiomycetes, Eurotiales, Aspergillaceae. The record is from RefSeq and is a predicted model, not a curated record. Gene Ontology annotation, molecular function: fatty acid synthase activity. Gene Ontology annotation, biological process: fatty acid biosynthetic process; secondary metabolite biosynthetic process.